AUGUCAUCGUUCUCUCUCUCGUCAUCUUCGCCAUUCUUCCUCCCAUUUUCUUCCAUUUUCGCCUCCGACGCUUCCACCAGAUUCAACUCAUCAAGUGCCGUUGGCUCAACGAUCCUCCUCUUGUAUGCGCUCACGGUGGCGAUUCGUCCAAGGCUCCUCCCAACACCAUGGGGUCGUAUUUCCACGCUAUUCAGUCUCGCGCGGAUUGCAUUGAGAUCGACGUUUCUCGUUCUGCAGAUGGAGUUCUGUUUGCUCUUCACGACAGGCAGGGAUUUGCAGCGGUUAACUGGAAAUACUAGUUUAAAAGUUGGUUACAUGAGCUCAAAAGAGAUAAGAGAGCUUAGUCCUUCUCAUAUGUCUAGCUCAAAGUUUACUGAUGAAACUGUACUCACAAUCCAAGAUGCUCUGAAGUUGACUGUAGAUUCAGUUCGUCAGAUAAUUCUAGAUGUUAAAGUUGGACCUCCAUUGUUUGAGAAAGAGCUUGCCAAAGAUGUUCUCUCUGUUGUGGAGAAGACAGAGUGCUUCAACUGCGUCAUAUGGGCUAAAAGUGACAAUAUAGCAAGGGAUGUAAUUAAACUCUCGUCAGAAAUUACUGUUGGCUACAUUGUAAUGAGAGAACAUUCUACUGGAGCUAAGACAAACUUGUUGAGAAUGAAAGGAGCGGAGGUUGUUGGUGUCUAUCAUCCCUUGAUUAAUGAAAAGCUUAUGACAGUUUUGCGCAGGAGGAACAAAAAGGUGUAUGCCUGGACAGUUGAUGAUGUAGAAUCCAUGCGAAAGAUGUUGUUUGAACAUGUUGAUGCUAUUGUUACGAGCAACCCAACUUCUCUUCAACGCCUAAUGGAAGAUAUCAAGAUACAAUGUCUUGAAGAGGGUUAUUCAUUACCACGCUAA
Molecule: messenger RNA, 891 nt
Organism: Sphenostylis stenocarpa
Lineage: Eukaryota; Viridiplantae; Streptophyta; Magnoliopsida; Fabales; Fabaceae
Source: the annotation of a GenBank genome assembly